UACGCGGCGCAAGAUGGGGACUUGGCGGCGGGCAAGACUGAACCUCCCAGCAUGCUUUGCAGCCCGGCCGAGAGGCCCGACGUCUAGUGAUGGGGAACCCUUGGUGCUCUACGCCGCCAAAUCGGCUGUAGCGGUUGAGGUUGAGCCCGGGGCCUGGGAAUUGGACGCUCGCAGAGGGGGAAAAUGGAAGCGUGGCGCUGUGUGAGGAGGGGCUACGGCCGCUGUGCGGUGGGGAGAGGCAGAUACCCCAUGUUACCCUAUCACCAGAAGAGUCUGGGCAGAGACUGGACUGCACCGUGGGAGAAUCUGCAAAGGUGUUGCUGGAACAGACAUAUUUCUAGUUGUAUGAGGUGGCCUGGACACUAUUCUCGUGCUCCUUACCCAUACUUCAGUAGUAGGCAUUUUUCACUAAAUUGGAGACCACCUUGUUUGUUUGAGUCUAGAACUCAGUUUCAGUACUGGAACUGGAGACCUGACACCCUGAGCCAGACAUCUUUGAUUCAUCUCUCUAGUUACAUCAUGAACUCUGAGGGAGAUGAGCCUUCAUCAAAACGAAGAAAACACCAAGGCACAAUAAAACGGCAUUGGGAAGAUGUAUGUAACCAUAACAAAGAAGAAACGAAGAUCCUAGGAGACAAAAAUGAUGACCCCAUAUGUGAAGACAGUGAGAACAAGUUUGACUUUUCAGUGAUGUCCUAUAAUAUACUUUCUCAAGAUUUAUUGGAAGACAAUUCACACCUUUAUAAACACUGCCGGCGACCAGUAUUACACUGGAGUUUUAGGUUUCCCAAUAUUCUGAAAGAAAUUAAACACUUUGAUGCAGACGUACUUUGUUUGCAAGAAGUGCAAGAAGAUCAUUAUGGAACAGAGAUCAGGCCAAGUUUGGAAUCAUUGGGUUAUCACUGUGAAUACAAGAUGCGGACAGGAAGGAAACCUGAUGGCUGUGCCAUUUGCUUCAAACAUUCCAAAUUUUCCCUCUUAUCAGUGAACCCAGUGGAAUUCUACCGCCGUGAUGUUCCUCUACUGGACAGAGACAAUGUUGGAUUAGUGUUACUCUUGCAGCCCAAAAUCCCAAGUGCUGCCUCCCCUGCGAUCUGUGUGGCUAACACACAUCUGUUGUAUAACCCAAGGCGAGGUGAUAUUAAACUGACCCAGUUGGCAAUGCUUCUGGCAGAGAUUUCCAGUGUUGCCCAUCAGAAAGAUGGCAGCUUCUGCCCCAUUGUUAUGUGUGGUGACUUUAAUUCUGUUCCUGGUUCUCCACUCUAUAGUUUUAUAAAGGAAGGGAAAUUGAAUUAUGAAGGACUUGCCAUAGGAAAGGUAUCUGGCCAGGAACAAUCUUCACGGGGACAAAGAAUUUUAUCUAUUCCAAUUUGGCCCCCAAACCUAGGUAUCUCACAGAACUGUGUGUAUGAGGUACAGCAGGUACCAAAAGUAGAAAAGACAGACAGUGAUCUGACACAAACACAGCUGGACAAAACAGAGGUCCUAGUAACAGCUGAAAAAUUAUCUUCAAAGUUACAGCACCAUUUCAGCUUGUCAUCUGUGUAUUCCCAUUAUUUUCCUGACACUGGAAUUCCAGAAGUGACCACCUGUCAUUCCCGAAGUGCCAUAACUGUGGAUUAUAUUUUCUAUUCUGCUGAAAAGGAAGGCGUUGCUGGGCAGCCAGGAGCUGAAGUUGCUUUGGUUGGUGGCUUGAAACUUCUAGCUAGACUGUCACUUCUUACAGAACAAGACUUAUGGACUGUUAAUGGACUUCCAAACGAAAAUAACUCUUCGGAUCAUCUGCCUUUAUUGGCUAAAUUCAGACUUGAGCUCUGACUCUUUGAUUACAUAUAUACUGUGCUUUCCCAUUUAUGUUCUUUUUCAAAGAAUGUAAAGUUGUACUUAAGAGUUUGCAUGUUACUUAUUUUUACACUAUGGAAUUUCUGAAGAGGUUAUGUUAAAUGCUUGAAACAGGUAGCAGAAGAAACAAGUUUACAACAAUUUUUUUUGAUAAUGAAAAAAUAUUUUCCUGACAAGUGAGAUCUAAACGCUCUUUAUUGUAAAAGAGUUGUAAAUAUUUAUUCUAAAUUCCAGUAAAAUUGACAGUGAUUUUUAAAUAUAGUGCAGUUUCUUUAGUCCUCUUAGUAAAGAAUUUCAUGUUUUUGGCAAGCUUUACAGUGGAUCCAAAAUAUCUUUGAGUUCUUACAAACCACAACUCAUUUCCCUUGCAGAGGCCCGAUUUCAUCAUGAGGAUCAUGUUUGUUGAGUCCUAAGUAGUUCAUCUCAGAAAUCAUCGUGUUCACAGGUGUCCAACCAACCCUUGUAGUUUGUUUUUGAGGGGGCUCAGUAAUGCUUUUUAAAAUUGUACAAAUUGCUUAAUCCACCUUAUUACUAUCCUGAGCCAUGUAAUAUGCCUGCAUUUUAUUGGGGAAAUAUAGGUCACCAUAACUAGUAGGAUGAAGGGCUUUACACAAGCCCGCUUUCCAUCCUGUCAUAGACCAUUGCAGGAUACCUAGGAGAGGCAGAGAUUGGGGUUAUGCCUUGUGUUUCCCUAGUAAUUUUUUUUUUCUAUUCAGUUUCAAGAAAAGAUCCCUGGAUUGGGAAAGAUAUUUUAUUUUACUUAACUAAUCCUGUAGAAAUUUAUUUUAUUAGGAAACUUAUAUUUGGAACAAAGUGGCAGCUAUAAGGUUAUUUUUAUUUUGCCUUAGAAAUAAGAGGAAGCCAGCAAAACUCUAGAGAGAUAUCAACUUGGAGACCUAAUGCUUGUAAGUAGUAAC
Molecule: messenger RNA, 2759 nt
Organism: Balaenoptera acutorostrata (minke whale)
Lineage: Eukaryota; Metazoa; Chordata; Mammalia; Artiodactyla; Balaenopteridae
Gene: ANGEL2
Product: angel homolog 2
Exons: 9
Coding region: 184-1818 (544 amino acids)
Biological process (GO): 3'-UTR-mediated mRNA stabilization
Molecular function (GO): 3'-5'-RNA exonuclease activity; mRNA 3'-UTR binding
Source: RefSeq, a predicted model, not a curated record